This is a messenger RNA of Helobdella robusta, 1068 nucleotides long. RefSeq lists its product as hypothetical. The coding region runs from base 1 to 1068 and encodes 355 amino acids. The record is from RefSeq and is a predicted model, not a curated record. The transcript is spliced from 4 exons. Lineage: Eukaryota; Metazoa; Annelida; Clitellata; Rhynchobdellida; Glossiphoniidae.
AUGACGUCAUUUUUGUACGUGAGCACAGAAAUAUUUACAGACAGUCUCUCUGAUUCACUAAGUCAAGAUCAAAAAGAGGGCCCCACCACUACUAUAUCUAGCACUAUAAACCUCAAUCAGCACAACAUACUAGGCACAGAUACAGAAGAUGAUGCAGAAAUUGUUUCCUACAUAUCUAGUGAUAUUCAAAUGAACGAUAGUAGUGACCCUCGUUCGAAUCUAGAGGCUAGGGCCUAUAUCUCUCUAGAUGAUGAUCAAGUACCUUCUAGUUGCUAUGAAACACCAAUCGAUGCCAACUGCAGUCUGGUGAUGUCUGGUGGAAACAAAUUGGCAGAACUGCCUGAUCUGAAUAGUAUAUUGAUGUCUAACAGCAAAUUACAUCUAACUUCCACUGAGCAAUUUUCAGAAGCCACAAACAUGCAGCAGCAGGGUGCCGGAUCGGUCAAUAUUUCCUCUACGAAUCAAAAGUGUGAAACUAAUUCAGCUAACCCUCUCCAGCAGUUGACUUCCAAUCCCGACGAUCCGAGCAAAAAUUUCAAGUCUGAUGAAGUCAACCAACAUGAAGUUACGGGCCUGAAAAGUAGAGAAUUUUCAGCUGAAAGUGAUUUAAAGUCAAAUAAGUCGAGAUCGACAGCUGGAACUGGUAAUAACUUUGAAAACAUUCGUGGUGUGUCUCCUGUUAAAAAAUCCAGCUCGGGAGUUUUCGCACUUGGAUCUCCCGCCUACGCUAGUCCUCUGGCAAAUAAUACGCUGUUGAGAGAUGAUGCCACCCCACCAAAGAGUAAAGAACGCGACGAAAAAGUUCGCCUGGCCCGAGAGAGAAAGCUAGAAGAGCAGCGAAAGAAACAGCAGGAAAUGGAGGAGGCCAUGCAGAAGGCCGAGGAGGUUCGCAGGAAACAGGAAGAGGAUCGAAGGAAAAAGAUCGAGGAAGCGAGGAAGAAAGAGGAGGAGCACCGAGCGAUUGUGGAAGAGAGGAGGAGGAAACUUUUGGAUGAAGAUCUGAAAGACAAAGACUUUGGUACUUUUUUAUGUUGUCCGGAAGAUGACGGCGACGAUAUCGACGAUUAA